Gambusia affinis (western mosquitofish) is the source of this 3610-nucleotide messenger RNA. Its product is annotated as prenylcysteine oxidase-like. The record is from RefSeq and is a predicted model, not a curated record. Gene Ontology annotation, biological process: prenylcysteine catabolic process; prenylated protein catabolic process. Bases 258 to 1763 code for a protein of 501 amino acids. Gene Ontology annotation, molecular function: prenylcysteine oxidase activity. NCBI's taxonomy places the organism in Eukaryota, Metazoa, Chordata, Actinopteri, Cyprinodontiformes, Poeciliidae. The transcript has 7 exons.
GAUUCUGCCAAUUUGGCGCACGGUGGCAUAUAAAUGAUGCGGACCCCCUUCUCUGCUACCGCAUCCUCACAAUCAUCUUUGUACUUCUUUGUGAACCAUAUUAAACUUAAUUAACUGAUUCACUUCUCAGUAAAAAUAAACCUGCAUCAUAUUUUUUCUAAGCAUGUCCCUCCAAGCGAAAGAAGGGAGAUAACCUGAACCUAACCUGCUGGUACUGAACCGAACCCUCUUACCCUCGGCGCUGCUCGCAACCGGCUAUGGACGGCUUUCAACUCCCGCUCAUCGCCGUGGUGCUAACGGUCUGCUCAGCUGUCGGAAACCCGGAGACGCCCGCUCAUGAAGAUGGUGCUCCGCCUUCACGAAUCGCUGUGGUUGGAGCAGGUAUAGGAGGCAGCGCGACGGCCCAUUUCCUGCGCCAACACUUCGGUCCGGAAGUCCAGGUGGACGUGUUCGAGAAGGGCGAGGUCGGAGGUCGUCUGGCCACUGUAACUGUCAACCACAAUGAAUACGAGUCUGGAGGAUCCAUUAUUCACUCCGUCAACCUGCACAUGCAGGAAUUUGUCAAACAGCUUGGUUUGAAAUACCGUCGAAAUGUGGCAGGAAAGACUGCUGUUUUUAAUGGUGAAGAGGUGAUUUUGGAGGAGACCGACUGGUACCUGUUGGAUCUGUUCCGGCUUUGGUGGCGCUAUGGGAUUAGCUUCAUACGGCUGCAGAUGUGGGUGGAGGAAAUCAUGGAGAAAUUUAUGAGGAUUUACAAGUACCAGGCUCACGGCUACGCCUUCAGCUCCGUGGAGGAACUCCUGGACUCUCUGGGAGGCAGCGGCUUCAUCAACAUGACCAGACGGCCGCUCUCCGACUCGCUGCUGGAGCUGGGCGUGUCGCAGCGCUUCAUAGAUGAGGUCAUCGCUCCUGUCAUGAGGGUCAACUACGGACAGAACGUUUCCAUCCCCGCCUUUGUAGGCGCUGUUUCUCUGGCUGGUGCCCAGAACAACCUGUGGGCGGUGGAAGGAGGAAACAAGCAGGUGUGUUCAGGACUCCUGAAGAUGGCUAACGCUAACUUACUGAAGGCUCAGGUCGCAUCUAUCUCCCCGCUCCACUCAGGGGAGGUGCUGCAGUACCAGCUGAACUUCACCGCAGCGUCAGGAGUCGGAUCGGAGCUGUACGACAUCGUAGUGUUGGCGACUCCGCUUCAGGCCAGCGUUGGUUCGGGACUCCGGUUCCAGGAUUUCGCCCCUCCCUUCGACGAGCUGCCCGGCAGCUAUCACGGCACCGUGGCAACAAUCGUUCACGGUUACCUCAACACGUCGUUCUUUGGUUUCCCGGACCCCCGCCUGUUCCCGUUCGCCAGCGUCCUCACGACCGAGACGCCCAGCCUGUUCUUCAACAGCGUGGCCAGCGUUUGUCCUGUCAACAUCUCAGCCGGAUUCCGGCGCAAGCAGCCGCAGGAAGCCGGCGUCUAUAAGGUGUUUUCAGCUCAAUCUCUGGAGAAAUCGCAACUCAAAACACUUUUCAGGUCGUAUUAUUCGGCCCAGGUGACGGAGUGGCAGGCCUACCCUCAGUAUGGCAGCAGCCAGGGCCUGCCGCCUGUGGAGCUGCACCCCAACCUCUACUACCUUAACGGCAUCGAGUGGGCUGGCAGCGCCAUGGAGAUGAGCUCGGUGGCAGCCAAGAACAUCGCCCUGCUGGCGUACCACCGCUGGAGCAAACAGACGGACAUGGUGGACCAGAAAGAUCUAAUGCACCGGAUCAAAACGGAGCUAUGAUCCAGUCAACUCAAAGUGGAGAAAAGGCAGCUGUAAAAAUUUAUUUCAAAGGGAUUCUUUGGCGGAAACUGUGAAUGUGUAUGGUGAUACAGCAGAAAAUGGUUUUGUUUAUUUUAACUUGCAAAUGUUUAGCCUUAAAAUCUUUUAUCAAAGGAUUUGAAGCUUCUUGUAGUGUCUUGACCACAUUUCUAUAAUAAAAUCUGCCUAUUGCUGUAAAUUUGUUAUAAAUCAACUGGAAUAAAAUGAGAACUUUUGAGACUUUUUAAACAAAUAUAGAGCAAUGUUUUAGUUUUCCAGUUGGCUUUACCUGUAAAAGAUAAUUAGAGAAUUGAUGCAUGUUGCAGGACUUUAAUGGGAUGUUUUUUAUUUUUGUUAAUUUUCUGUCCACACAAAGAAGAAUGUCAAGCAGCCAGUUUCUAUUUUUGCCUUGAAGUAUCUCGACUGUUGCUUUGCUUCUUAUUCAGGUGUGGUGAAUGUUCAUUACUUAAUGAGAUUAUGAUAAUUCUAAUGAUACAGUUACUGCAGUUUGUAAAUAAAUGAUUCAGCUUUGUUUUAUUUGCCAAAGAAAAACUCAGAGAAAUUAAAUAUUUUUUAAAUUCACUGGUCAGUCCUAAUAAAUUAGAGCAACAUUAGAAAUGUUCAAUAUUUCAAUUCAGAAAGUGAAGCUCUUGUGAUUUAUAGACUGAUUAAACAUGUAACUAAACAUAUUUCUAUUAACUUUAACAAAGUUGGCAUAUUUUUACAAGAACCAAUUUAAAAAAUAUUAGCACAAAAUACUUUGAUGAGGUUCUUCCAGUCAAAACUAAAUGUGGAAACUUCACAAAUGUCUUAAUCAAAGAUGAGGACUUUGGAAAACUGAGUAAAAAGGGUUUAAAACAAGAAAAGAAACAGUCAUGUGUGCAACUGUACUGUGGAACAUAAAUAUAUGAAAUUUUAAGUCUAUAUCCUUAAAAUUCAACUCUUGAAUAGGUUUCAGUUUACAAUCCUCAAGCUGCCGCUGAACCUUAUCUACCACAUUUUUUUCCUUCCACUAAGCUUUCCAUUAAAAUGCUUCUAUACAGUACUCUGUGAUCAGCCAGCUUCUUCUUCUUAUGGAUUAUUAUGUCAGCCUCUGUAUACUGGAUAACUUGGAAGUCAGACUCUUUCCAAUGAUUACGUAACAUUUCUGUAUUAGAAGCAAUUUUAUGUUUUGUUUUAUGUAAUAUUUAAACUGUCUCAGAAACAGUUUUUUUUAUUGGCCACAUCGAUUUAAUGAACUAAACAAACCCUUUUGAUAUAUUUCUGUGUGGUAAAUGAGUUAAUUACAUUUUGAAGCUGAAUUAGGGUAAUAAAUUUAACUUUUCAAAGGGCUUUUAGUAAAUUAAAAUGUAAAUGUGAUGAUAGUUUCUUUCACCUGUCAAGAUGGGAUCUGGAUAAUGGAGUAAUCACAGCUAUACAGUGACUUAUCGCAGUGACCACUGGUGCUAUGCUCUUUCCUGCCGCCCUUCUUUUUUUCUUCUUUUUUUAUAUGAUUCCCCCUUCCUGUUUUUGUUGCGUAAUCCAGCGGAAAGAAUUUUUUUCAGGGACUGGAGCCAGUCAGCUUUCACACUGGACAGAAAACAAAGCCGAGCACCGAUCUGCUGUUGCUGAUAAUUUACAUGACACAUUUUCUUUCCACUCAAGCAUGAGAGCGACACUAAGCACAUCCCUUCUCUAAAAAUGUAACACUUUAAAGGAUGAUGUUUAUCUGUUUCUGGGUUUGAGCUGUAAAUGUUGGUGAACAGAGAAUAAAAUGCUUUUCUUGUCGUCUGAAUAUCUUGUGACUGAAAGGGGCUUUUGUUAAUAAAUAAUGUGGUUUUGUCUUCUGA